Molecule: messenger RNA, 939 nt
Organism: Pseudogymnoascus destructans
Lineage: Eukaryota; Fungi; Ascomycota; Leotiomycetes; Thelebolales; Thelebolaceae
Gene: PNC1
Product: NAD(+) salvage pathway protein
Exons: 2
Coding region: 241-939 (232 amino acids)
Source: RefSeq, a predicted model, not a curated record
UAUUGUCGUGCAUUUCGCGAUAAGAUAUCACACCACCAUUUAAUUACACCAAUAUAAAAAUAACAUAUAUCUCGCUCGUCCUCCUUAAAAUUAAAUAACAGAAACAAAUCUCCAAUCCAUUUCGCCCAUUCCACAUCCUAACAACCCCCCCAAAUACAUCCACUACAUCGCACCCUCACCGCGUCACCACCACUACCCCGCCAAAACCCCGCCAUCACCACCACCACCACAACCACAACAAUGGCUGACGACCCAGCCUUCAAUCCAGCACUCAUAGUAGUAGAUGUCCAAGAAGGCUUCUGUCCUCCCUCCGGCGCCCUAGCAGUCCCCAACGGCCGCUCCAUCCUCCCCACCAUCAACACCCUCCUCACCUACCCUUUCGUCCUCAAAAUUGCGACUAAAGACUGGCAUCCUGCUGGUCACAUCAGUUUCGCGUCUUCGCACCCCGGUGCUGAACCUUUCACCUCCUUCGCUACUAUAACCAACCUCGAGAACGAGGAGGAGAAGUACGAGAGCAGAUUAUGGUUGGAUCACUGCAUCCAAGGCACGCCCGGCGCUGAACUGGUGAAAGACCUAGACAUCUCCAAAAUCGACAAGAUCCUAGAAAAAGGCCAAAUCAAAUCCGUCGAAAUGUACUCCGCCUUCUACCCCCCCCUCUCCUCUCCCCGCGUGGGCGACAGCGGGUUAUCCACCCUACUCAAGGAAAAGGGGGUGACGGAUGUAUACGUAGUCGGCCUAGCAGCAGACUACUGCGUCGCUGCUACGGCGGAGGAUGCGGUGAAAGAGGGAUUUAGAGCGGUGAUUGUGGAGGAGGGGACGAGGGCUGUUGAUCCGGGGGGGUGGGAGGGGAAGAAGAAGGAGUUGGAGGGGAGGGGGGUGAGAGUUGUGGGGAUGAAGGGGAGGGAGGUGGGGAGGGUGAGGUUGAAUACUAAGGCGUAA